AUGGACACGAUCAUUCCUAGUCGCAUUGUCCGAGGCCACGAUUUCGUUGUUAUUUGCGACUUGGCAUCUGCCUACAAUGACGUUAACAACCCUAUGACUGGCAGUCACGUGAUACGCUUGUCUCUGACUCCUGUAUCGCCGAAUACAUUUUUGCCCGGCAUAGUCAGAUUUCCGAAGAAAUUAAAAUCGGGUGAAUACAGAGGGCGCCUUACUGUGACUAAGGAUGGAGAGCGGGUUGGUAACCGGUACUUCAACCCUGAUAUACACGGUGAUGAUGUCGACAGGCCAUUUCCGCUAGUACAGACGGACAAAGGCAUCUACAAGGCUGGACAAACUGUCCAGUUCCGAAUCCUUGUCAUAAACGAACAACGAAAAGUGCUUCUGGAAACAUUCACCAUAGACAUAUUCGACGCGGAUUCCAACCGCGUACGACGCUGGGCCAACGUUUCAGAUAUUAGCGGUGUAUACUUUGGUAGAAUUGAAUUGUCCAAUGAACCCGUUCUUGGGGAAUGGACUAUCAAAGUAUCCAAUGAGAACUUUACAUCAGCAACCUAUUUCGACGUUGAAGAAUUAGAAUAUCCAAAAUUUUAUGUGGAGAUAGAUUUCCCAGAAACCGUUUCCACGGGUGUGGAUGACUCUUUAAAGGGAAAGGUGUCGGCACUGUACACGUUUGGAGAAGGAGUGUCAGGUGACAUGGAACUUACAUUAAAGUACUCGAGCUUCAGUGUAGUGAAACGAUUCAAGGUAAAAGAUGGCUCCGUCGAUAUCAACUUGCCAUUUACAGAACUGAGCUCAGACUUCAAAAUGUCAACUUCUGCUAAGACGAUUUUCAAUGCCUUGGUUGGUUAUGGCCUCAACUCUCUACGGCUGGACAUUCUGGUCAAUGUUGUAGAGGAUGUAACUGGAGUGAACGUGUCCGCGAAAUCUUACCUUGACGUCAGAGGGGAAAUAACAAGGAUUUCGGGCGACCCCUACCCACGUAUGGCAUCGGCGGAUGUUGAUCUGAUGGUUCAAGUAAAGAUCUACUUUGGUGGUAGGACGAUUACUCGCGAUCAUUUAAGUGUUCAUAUUGAUAAAAACAACACAAUAAGCUAUACCGUUGAAGGGGAAGUUUUACAAGCAGACGUGUCAUUUAUCAACAUCAUGGAACAAACACGUAUAUCCUUCGACGUAGAAGAGGUGCGACCAGGUGAUGCUGCCACAAUUAUUCUUAAAGGGAACGCAGGUUCAAACUUCUAUCUACUAGCGGUGGACAAAAGGAUCCUGAUUCUAGAUCCAGGCAAUGAUAUCACGGAGUCGGUAUGGUUUUAUUACACCGAAAUUCAACUUAUGGAAAAAGACAUGACUACCGCACGGGUAGCUUUUACAACAACGGUGGACAUAGGGGGUACAUCACCCGAUCUUCAUUCAACAACUUUUGCAUUUGAAACAACAUCUGUUUUUGAAACUUACGCGACUACUACUAAUCGACAAGCGGAAACAGAAGAAAGGCAAAGAAAAUCGGUGACACUUCGAAAGAAAUUUCCUGACACGUGGCUAUUCAACAAUGUUUCUUCAGGAGAGAAGGGUAUUGCGGAGUUUAUUGCAACAGCUCCUGAUACAAUCACCACCUGGGUGGCUACAUGCUUUGCUAUUGACGGGAACUCUCGGUUGUCAUUAGCAGUUAGACCUGCAGAGUUGCAGGUGUUCUUGCCAUUCUUUGUAAGUGUUCAGCUUCCAUUUUCGGUCAUCCGGAAUGAGCAAGUUGUAAUACAAGCAAAUGUUUUCAACUAUCACUCGGAAGAUAUCUUCGUUAUCGUCACACUAAUCAAAAACGACUCAUUCAGAGGACUUGCUGUUUCCAAGAGGGGUAAAAAGCGGAAGCUGAAGGAAAAAUGUGGCAAUCUUGUUAUGUGUAUUAUGGCGAAGUCAGGGAAGGCUACCCCUGCAUUUUUCCCGAUCGUUCCCUUGGAGAUAGGCGACAUUAAAUUGAAAAUUACUGCCGAUUCGAAAAUGGCCCAAGACACUGUAGUAAAGAAACUGAGAGUGGAACCGGAAGGAGCAGAAAGAAGCGUGGCGUAUCCUGUUUUUAUUGACCUGACGCAGAAAAACACGUUUAACUACAGUUUUGUGCUUACAUAUCCCCACAAUGUGGUUGAAGGCUCCGAGCGAAUGAGACUAACUGUAACUGGUGAUGUAAUGGGAUCUACACUCGAUAACAUAGAAAAACUUGUUAGGUAUCCGACCGGCUGCGGAGAGCAGAAUAUGAUAAAAACAGCACCGUCUGUGUUUGUUAUGGGAUAUCUUACAGCCAUUGACCGGUUGGACGCAGACCUGAAGAAACGGGCAGAAAGCUUUAUUGGAUUUGGGAUACAGCGUCAGAUGAAUUACAAACACUCGGACUGGUCUUUUAGUGUUUGGGGCGGAUCCGGAUCUGGAAGUUCAUGGUUAACUUCUUUUGUUCUGAAAGUUUUUUCAAAGGGGGCACUCUACACUGACGUCGAUGACCGCGUUAUUACGUUACCGACUGAGUAUCUUCUCUCAAUUCAGAACAAGGACGGAAGUUUUCCAGAACGUGGACUUGUCGGUAGUCGCUCCAUGCAGGGAGGAUCAGUUGGAACAGAUAAACGUAUGACUGCUUACGUUCUGAUCGCAUUGUUGGAAGCUCAGAAUGCCGGAUACAACAAUAUCCAGUUUAGUGCUGUACAAGAACGUAGACUAACAGCGGGCAUAAAAAAGGGCAUGAAAUUCCUUGAACGAAAUUUGAAAAACAUAUCAUCUGAUUACUCGCUCGCAAUUACAACAUUUGCCCUUGGACUUGGAGAAUCUAGAUUAGCCUCCGAUGCUCUAAAAAAAUUGAUGAGGAAAGCAAAGUCUGUUGGAGGUAAUAUAUACGACAUGCUCUUCUGGGAGGAGAAGGCCCCUGUCCCCUCAAAAUACCACUACGGGCCAUCCACUACGGCAGUGUCCAUUGAAAUGACAGCAUAUGCUCUUCUCGCACUUUCAAAGGCCGGUGACAAGGUGGAUGGAGCACGUGUCAACAAAUGGUUAAUAGGUCAAAGCAGUCCUUACGGUGGAUUUAUUUCUACCCAGGACACAAUGAUUGGUCUAGAGGCCCUCGCUGCAUUUGGGGCAAUACUAAAGUCACAGCCAACUGACAUGACUAUUUGGGUGUCAUACAUGUACGAUAGUCUUCAGAAACAGAAAUUCCGAAUAACACCGGAAAAUGCUCUAUUGUUGCAGUCAGUUGAUCUUCCGACAGAUUCCAGCGAAUUCAACGUGCAUGCACUUGGUCAUUCGAACGCAAUUGUUACGGUGUCUUUGUUUUACAAUAUAUUCAUGGACCUUGAAAACCAAGAUCUCCGUCUUGAUGUUGAUGUUGUAAAUGAGUCGGUUAACGGAUUUACGGCUCGCUCCUGUAUUAGUUGGUUGGAAGAUGACAUUAGUGGCAUGGUUGUUGCUGAGAUAGGAAUUCCCUCAGGAUUCAAUGCAUUUAGAUACGGAAUAUCUGGACAUGAGCUGCUUAUGCGGACCGAAAUUCAAGAGAAAAAAGUUGUUUUGUAUUUUAAUCAGAUAACUCUAGAGAAAGUAUGUGUGGAUAUACGCAUGGUCCGCGACACGCUGGUGGCCUCAGUGAAGCCAGUCCCAUGCAAAGUGUAUGAAUACUACGAGCCAAGUAACGAGAUGACAGUAUUUUAUGCUCCAGUAAAAGCAAAACACUCGAACAUUUGUGACGUGUGCGGGGCAGAAUGUGGCUGCGCGGGAGAUAACGCCCGCAAGUGGAUGCCUCUGGUGAGCUUGGUUACACGCUUUUAA
Messenger RNA from Mya arenaria, 3795 nucleotides. RefSeq names its product CD109 antigen-like. NCBI's taxonomy places the organism in Eukaryota, Metazoa, Mollusca, Bivalvia, Myida, Myidae. Gene Ontology annotation, molecular function: endopeptidase inhibitor activity. Gene Ontology annotation, cellular component: extracellular region. The transcript has 30 exons. The record is from RefSeq and is a predicted model, not a curated record. The coding region runs from base 1 to 3795 and encodes 1264 amino acids.